This is a messenger RNA of Trametes versicolor FP-101664 SS1, 1461 nucleotides long. RefSeq names its product MFS polyamine transporter. NCBI's taxonomy places the organism in Eukaryota, Fungi, Basidiomycota, Agaricomycetes, Polyporales, Polyporaceae. The record is from RefSeq and is a predicted model, not a curated record. Gene Ontology annotation, biological process: transmembrane transport. The transcript has 12 exons. The coding region runs from base 1 to 1461 and encodes 486 amino acids. Gene Ontology annotation, molecular function: transmembrane transporter activity.
AUGCCUAAUGACGACGAUGACGGGGAGACGCGCUCAACUGAGGAAGAUCUGCUCAUAGUUGACUGGGACGGUCCGGAUGAUCCCCGUAAUCCUAAAAACUGGUCGUACAAGAAGAAAUGGGCUGCAACGUUAAUCGUCUCCGCGUUUACCUUUAUCAGCCCAGUAUCCUCUUCUAUGAUGGCACCUGCCAGCACGCAAAUCGCCCAACAGUUCGGUAUCACGAACACCUCAGUCAUUGCGCUGAUUACUUCGGUAUUCGUUGCCGCAUAUGCGUUCGGACCAUUAUUUCUGGGGCCCAUGAGUGAGCUGUUCGGUCGCUCGCGGGUGCUUCAAAUCGCGAAUAUGUGGUAUCUCGCGUGGAACCUGGGCUGCGGCUUUGCACAAAACACGGGGCAGCUGAUUGCCUUCCGCUUCCUCGCCGGUCUGGGUGGGAGUGCACCAUUAUCUAUUGGUGGUGGUGUACUUGGCGACCUAUGGAAACCGGAGGAGAGAGGGCAAGCUAUCGCCCUCUACUCAUUAGCGCCAUUACUGGGGCCUGUCAUCGGGCCUACCUGCGGCGCUUGGAUCGCUCAGAGAUCGACAUGGCGCUGGGUUUUCUGGUCCACCACGAUCGUGGAUGGUUUCAUUCAAGUCCUCGGACUGUUCUUCCUGAAAGAGACGUUCGCUCCAGUCCUAUUGGAACGCAAGGCCGAGCAAAUACGGGCCGGUAUGGACCCUGAGAAGGCCCAGACGCGCGAAGUCCGCACGGUGUUCGACAACGCCGACAGACACUGGAAGAACAUCGUCACGAAGGCGCUCAUUCGCCCGUUCUCCUUGUUCUACCACGAGCCUAUUGUGCAGCUCCUCGGCCUGUACAUGGCAUUCGUGUACGGCACACUGUAUCUCUUCCUAACAACAAUCCCCGGCAUCUUCGAGGGAACGUACCACCAACCGGUCGGAAUUGCCGGCUUGCACUACUUCGCGCUCGGAGUCGGCCUCACCGGUGCAUCGCAGCUCAACGCGCGUAUGCUGGACAGGAUAUACAAGUACUUCCAGGAGAAGAACGGUGGUGUCGGAAAGCCGGAGUACCGAUUACCGUCGAUGGUACCUGGGGCAUUCCUACUCCCCGCCGGCCUGCUCAUCACAGGCUGGACUGCUCGCGCUGACGUUCACUGGAUUGCACCUGACAUUGGCAUCGCCUUGGUCGGUGCGGGUACCAUCCUGAACUUCCAGUCGAUCCAGACGUACAUCAUCGACACCUUCACACUUCACGCCGCUUCCGCUCUUGCCGCAGCGACGUUCUUCCGCUCACUUGCAGGCUUCGGUUUCCCGCUAUUCGCACCCGCGAUGUACAAGGCGCUAGGCUACGGCAAGGGUGAUACAAUCCUUGCGUGCUUUGCCAUCGCCGUUGGUGUCCCCGCGCCAUUCCUAUUCUGGACAUACGGCGAGCGAAUCCGAAACGCCAGCAAGUACGCCAGGUAA